This is a messenger RNA of Acanthopagrus latus (yellowfin seabream), 1226 nucleotides long. RefSeq names its product myc target 1b (gene myct1b). The record is from RefSeq and is a predicted model, not a curated record. Gene Ontology annotation, cellular component: nucleoplasm. The coding region runs from base 100 to 657 and encodes 185 amino acids. The transcript has 2 exons. NCBI's taxonomy places the organism in Eukaryota, Metazoa, Chordata, Actinopteri, Spariformes, Sparidae.
ACCAAACACUGCUGAGAGAAAAAAAAAAACGCAAAAAAGCCUGUCAGCUCAGUGUUCGUCUGGCUGCUCCGAGUCUGUGUGGAAUCAGUCGGUGGAAUAAUGGCACAUAAUGAAACACAUCCCAUGUUGGAGAUACUUAAAUCAUUUAAUCUUGACGAUAUGAUUCUCGCCUUCUGUUUAUCUGUGCUCGUUGGCCUGCUGCUGGGUGCUUUGGUCUAUGUGCUGUUGACCUGGGCAUCCAGGCGCAGGGCCACCGCCAGGAUCACCCAGCGCUCCAAAAAGAGAUCUGGCACUUCACAAACAAACAACCCUGCGAGCAGCCAGAUGGGGCUCUACAGAAGCACUUUCCUGAGCGUCUACAGACAGCCCUCUCUGGAGCCAGUGGGCCCUCUGGGGAGCAAGCCAGGCUUAGAGACCUCCACCUUCCGCCCAGUGCCGAAGAGGAGCAGGGCUGGCCUGGACAUGGGAGAGGACACUCAGGUCAACAUGCCUGAGGACACAGCAGCUUCAGCCUCAUUGGAUUCAGCAUCUCUGGUACCAAACAAGAGGCACUCAUUCUGGUUGGGUGGCAAUGGACUUAAAGGUUUCCUCCCCUCACAGACUCCCCCUCCUGCAUACGACAGUGUCAUCCACGCCUUUGAAGAGACUUGCACUUGAAUCUUAAUAGAACAAGAACUGAAAAAAGCCGAACAUUGUAGGAUUACACUGGACUUUCUGGCUGUUUUCUGAUCUCUAUAAGGGACAGACUCUCAGACCUUCUCUCAUACUUUUCAGUCUAAAGCGUUAUGUCCUUUACAGCAAAAAGAUGUUUCCGCGGCCAUCAAGACUGAGCUCAGUAUUAUAUUACAAGAUAUGCACCAGUGGUGCAAGUAAUCGAUUCAUUUGCAUGUUAGUUUCUCCAUUAAAACAACAGUGUUACAGAAUAAGGGGACUCCUUCAAACUGUUUUGUGCAAAACUCAAAGAUAUUCAUUUUUAAAUGAUAUAAAAUACAGGCUAGCAGCAAAUCAAUCUACUGGAUGAGAUGUGCCAAGCAAGAGAAUGACUGUCUGAUGAUUAAUCAGUUGAUCAUUGCAGGUGCAGAGCAUCUCAUGAACCAUGAUGUAGAGACACUGGCAGUAAAGAGAGCUUGAGGGUGGAUCUGAACAAUCACAUGAGGAUGCGAGAAACACUGUGUGUCACAGAGUUAUAUUAUCUAACCAGCAAUAAAGAUUUAAUGAAGAUUUUA